Messenger RNA from Cladocopium goreaui, 897 nucleotides. The record is from the annotation of a GenBank genome assembly. Lineage: Eukaryota; Dinophyceae; Suessiales; Symbiodiniaceae.
AUGUUACUUCCACCGUUGAAGCUGCAGCGAGCCGCGUUUCGUGCCAACUUCCAGUCAGCGGAAAUCACGGAUGACGUGCAGCUUUUCAAGCUGAUGUUGCCGCAUUUGACCUUCUUCCUGGAUGCAACGAAGCGCUGCGGCUUCGUGAGUGAAGAGCUGAAGGAUCUCAAUAAGCUCGGUGGCGUGGAGCUCAAGGCCUUGCAGGGCAUGGCAGCUGUGUUUGCGGGGCAGGCUUGGUGCGAUCUCAACCACCUGAAUCUGAAGAUCGGCAAUUCCGGCGCCAAGGUCGUGGCGGAGGCUCUGAAAAGCAGCACGACGCGUUUCCUCAACCUUUACAACAACGACAUCGGGGACGAGGGUGCCGAGGCUCUGGCUGCAAGCCUUAAGAGCAACGGAAAUUUGAGUCGUCUUCAUCUCGAGGGCAACAACAUCGGAGACGGCGGAGCUGAGGCUCUGGCUGCAAGCCUUAAGAGCAACGGAAGUUUGCAGACCCUCUGGCUCCACUCCAACAACAUCGGAGACGGCGGAGCUGAGGCCCUGGCUCAAAGCCUCAAGAGCAACAGAAGUUUGGAGUGGCUAGAUCUCCACUCCAACAACAUCGGAGACCGCGGAGCUGAGGCUUCCCAUUUUGAAGAGGCCCUGGCUCAAAGCCUCAAGAGCAACGGAAGUUUGGGGGAGCUCUCGCUCCACUCCAACAACAUCGGUGACCGUGGAGCUGAGGCCUUGGCCGCCGGGCUGCUGCAGAACCGAAGUCUGCAGUAUCUUCGGCUCAGCCCAUUCGGAUCCAGUCUGUGGCUUUGCGUCGGUUCCCGUGGCACACCGGGCCGCCAGGCACUUGAAGAGGCAGAGAAGAUCAAAAAGGAGCGGGGUGACGACGUCUGCAUCUACCGGGAGUGA